Messenger RNA from Centropristis striata (black sea bass), 921 nucleotides. Its product is annotated as olfactory receptor 6N2-like. The transcript has a single exon. Lineage: Eukaryota; Metazoa; Chordata; Actinopteri; Perciformes; Serranidae. The coding region runs from base 1 to 921 and encodes 306 amino acids. Gene Ontology annotation, biological process: G protein-coupled receptor signaling pathway. The record is from RefSeq and is a predicted model, not a curated record. Gene Ontology annotation, cellular component: membrane. Gene Ontology annotation, molecular function: olfactory receptor activity; G protein-coupled receptor activity.
AUGUCUAAAGAACUAAAUGUAACAUAUAUAACUUUUGAUGGACAUGUGGAAGUGCACAAAUAUCGAUAUCUUUAUUUUGUGAUCAUGUUUACAGCAUAUAUUCUAAUCAUUUGCAGUAAUUCUACUAUUGUGUGCAUCAUUGUGAUUCACAAAUCCCUCCAUGAGCCUAUGUAUUUUUUUAUUGCAGCUUUGUUAUUGAACUCUGUUCUUUACAGCUCGGCUGUGUACCCAAAGAUUCUGAUUGACUUUUUAUCAAAGAAACAGAUCAUUUCUUACCCAGCUUGUCUCUUCCAGUGGUUUACAUAUUACUGUCUCGCUUGUUCAGAGUUUUUUCUGUUGGCAGCCAUGUCUUAUGACAGAUUUGUGUCUAUAUGUAAACCUCUGCAAUAUCCAACCAUCAUGAGAAAAUCAACCGUUAAUAUGUUCAUGAUUUUAGCUUGGAUUCUGCCUGCCAGUCAGUUGUCACUGGCAAUGUUCGUGAGUGCGGAAAAAAAACUCUGCAGCUUUCAUUUGAAUGGAAUAAUUUGCAACAGCACAGUUCAAAAACUUCACUGUGUGCGUUCAAGACUGCUUAAUAUUCUUGGCUUGAUCAUUUUUGUAAGCGAUGUACUUCUCCCCAUGCUCUUCAUACUUUUCACAUACACCAGGAUAUUUGUAAUAACAAGUCGAAGUGGCAGAGAAGUGAGAAAAAAAGCUGCACAGACGUGUUUACCUCACCUGCUGGUUUUAGUCAACUUCUCCUGUUUGAGUACAUAUGAUGUUCUUCUAGCUCGGGUAGAAACUGAUUUUUCCAAAACUUUAAAUUUGGUAAUGUUUCUACAAAUAGCAAUGUAUCAUCCUCUCUUUAAUCCGAUCAUAUAUGGACUACAGAUGAAAGAGAUUUAUAAACACCUGAAGAGGCUUUUUGGGAAAUCGCAGUAA